Molecule: messenger RNA, 963 nt
Organism: Ambispora gerdemannii
Lineage: Eukaryota; Fungi; Glomeromycota; Glomeromycetes; Archaeosporales; Ambisporaceae
Source: the annotation of a GenBank genome assembly
AUGGAGCUUGCUUUCGUCGUAUUCCUUUUACUUCCAAAUUUAAGUACUAUAAAGAUACCAAGAUUAAAAGAACGCUCUUUUACCUCUCCUCCUCAAAAAAUCAAUUCUCAAAAAUCCCAAGGCUACUUUGCAAAAGCCCGAGAACUUGUAACAUUCUAUAAGAAUGGUCUGAAACAAUUAUGGGAAAAUCAGAAAGUCGCACGACAAUUGAAAGCGAAAAGAGAUGAAAACCUAAGCUCGCUAACUCGGCAUGAAUUUCAAUUGGCAUGUAUUAGAACUGCUGAUUCGGAUCGAUCGAAGUUGAUUCCAUUCGCAUUAGUUCUAAUCACGAUUCCUGAACUGUUGCCGCUUUUGGUUAUUAUGGCACCUUUUUUAGUGCCCAGCACAUGUGUAACUCCUGAACAAUUGGAGAAAAGAAGACACAAAUUAUACGAAAAGCAACAAACGAUUCAUAAUGAGAUACUGGGGAGUUCUAACGUUGCCAACUUGGCAGAAGAAGAUUUUCAAAAUUUACAACGUAUGAUUCAACUUCAAAGGACUGUUGAAGGCCAUAAAGUUUCUUUGAAGAAUUUCAAUUCGCACCUGUUGAAAUAUUUUUGUAAAUUCAUGGACUUGAGAACAUGGGGCACCAGAAAAAUGUUACAAAAAAGACUGGAAAAACAUUUAGAUUACAUAUUUGAAGAUGAUUUGAUGAUACAAAAAGAGGAUGUGACUAAAUUAACAAUCGAUGAACUCUUAAAAGCGAGUCAAGAACGCGGGAUACGAUGCAUAAACAUAUCCAAAAGUCAAAUGCGUCAUGCACUAGAUUACUGGAUUUCGUUACACUUAAAUGAAGAUCCAGAAAUAUCCGAUUUUUUGUUGAUGUUCAGUCGUAUAUUCUUAUUGGAUGCAAAGUAUUUUGCGAUGGAAAAUGAUUCAUUGUCAAGUGGGAAAAAGAAAAAAGAAAUUGUCGCAGAGAUUUGA